Trichosurus vulpecula (common brushtail) is the source of this 860-nucleotide messenger RNA. RefSeq names its product CD177 antigen-like. The transcript has 4 exons. The coding region runs from base 75 to 656 and encodes 193 amino acids. The record is from RefSeq and is a predicted model, not a curated record. NCBI's taxonomy places the organism in Eukaryota, Metazoa, Chordata, Mammalia, Diprotodontia, Phalangeridae. Gene Ontology annotation, cellular component: plasma membrane; plasma membrane raft.
AGUCCGGGGUCCCAGGGGCCAGGGACGACCCAAGACAGGACAACUGCAGGGUCUAGGAGGGUCCAGACCGCAGCAUGGCAUGUGUCAGCUUCCCGCUGCUCCUCGGCCUUGUGGGAGCCUCGCUCGCCCAGACUGAGGAUCGCCCCUUCACCCCCAUCUUCCCCCUGCUGCCGCCUGUCGCCUGUUACCACACGGAGAUGCUGUACCUUGGGCGCAAACUGAAUUCAGAGCCCGAGCUUUGGACCUCCAGCCUGCAGCACUCCAAGCGCUGUGAGAAGUGGGAGGUGUGUCAGGAGACCCUGCUGAUGCUGGAGACAGUCACUGGAAAAACAGACUACGCCUUGCGUUGCCCAGUCUGCUUGGCCUUGUACUCCUGCCCCACAAAGGUCCACCUCCAUCGGUGCAGUGAGAAGGCCCUGAGGUGUUACAAUGGAACCAUCCAGAUCAAGGGAGAAGGCGUCUCAUAUGACCUGGGCUUGCUUGGCUGCUCCACUGUGCCCAACUGUGAGCUGUUCCUUGGCAUGGAGACAAUCGGCCCAUUCACCCUGAGCGAGAAGUGUUUGGACCAUCAUAGAGUCUUUUGGCCAAGAAGCCAGGGUGCCCCUCGGCCCGCCUGGGCCUGGACUCUCGGGCUGGGACUGCUUCUUACUCUGUAGGCAGCGGCAUCCUCAGACCAGACAUCUCUUUGAGUCUCCCAGGAAGAGGUGCAGAGGGGAACCCUCCUGGUCCCAUGGUGCUGCCUGGGGGCCAGAAGAGGAUGCCCUGAGAUCUCAGGGGCAGGAGGUGUGUCCAAAGCCCCAGUAACCCCAGCACAAGGCUGUCUGCUGCACAGGUAUUAAAGAUUUAAAUGGACUAUUCCA